AUGAAGAUCAAGCUCAAGACCAACCCACAGGCCGCCGGCGCCGCGCCUGCGGAGGCAUCUACGAAUGGAGCGUCCCAACCUUCGGCGGCACCGAGCGCUGGACCAAAGCUCGCUUUGAAGUUCAAGCCCGCGGCUGCUCCUGCUGGAGAUUCCGCCGAUGGCCCCGUUGGCGACGCGCCGAAGCAGAAGCGCAAGUACACAAAGAAGGCCAAGUUGGAUGAGAAUGGCCAGCCACUGCCCGCGACAAAGCCAGGUCCUAAGCCUAAGAAGCGAGCGCUGGAAGAUGGAGAGGAACGCGACCCCUCCAAGCGCAAAGUCAAACCCACCAUGAAGAGCUUGUCUUCUGCCUACGUUGAUGAAAGCGAUGAAGAAGAGGAUAUAGCGCAUGCACCCGCACUCGCGGCCUUGAGUCAGGCGGCGCGAACCAAUUCGAUCAAGAUCUCGUUGAAAAAGAAUGCCACUGGCGGCACGCGACCGGCUGCGGCAAUCCUCAAAGUCAAAGGCCAUGGAAGGCCUCCGCCACGGCCACCGGGUGUAGGAUACGAUAGCGAGGCAGAAGAGGCGGAGAAAGAUCCAGCUAUUGAGAGUCAAUUCGUGCUACGGAUGGCACCGGGCCCGGACAACGACCUGCUGCGGAGAGCCAUCGAGGAGAAGACCAUCGGAAAGAGCCAGGGCAGUGGAGGGCCGGGAGUGCAGUUCCGCUUCUUCGACCGCGAAGGCCGCAAGGCCAUGAUCACAAUACAGGGCCGUCACUAUGCUGCUACUAUGGUCGAGCUUCCCUGCGUAAUUGAAUCGCUGAAAAGUUGGAAUAAGAAGGACUGGGUGAAAUCGGCAGACGUAUGUCAGAUGCUGCUAGUUCUCGGUCGCGUACAGAAUGAAGAGGAGGCUAAGAAGUACACACGCCCCCGCGAAAUCGAGCCAGAUUCGCACAGAUACCCUCAUGGCCUCACUCCACCCAUGCGAUGGGUGCGCAAGCGCCGUUUCCGACCGCGCAAGUCGUAUCUCGAUGUUGAACGGAUAGAAAACUCCGUCGAAGAACUACUCAAUCACGACGAAGGCGCCGAGGAUGUUCAAUUUGGCUAUAUAGACAGCGAUUAUGAAUCUUCUGGGGCAGAAUCCGAUGAUGAAGACGCUCCAGGCGAAGACGAGGACAUGCCUGACGCUGAAUAUGCAGAAACGCCGAUGGCAGAGUUGGCUGAUGAGGAUGAGCUCAUGGCCAUGUUCCACGAUGAACUCGAGGGCGAAGAAGUUGAGGUCGAAGCGAAUGGCGAUGUGAAUGUGGAUGAUCUAUUCAACGGAAACAACGAAAUCGAAGUGGAAACCCCUGCAACAGCCGGCGCCCACGAGGUCGCAAUGCACGCCCUCUCCCAGAACAGAAACAUUGUCAUCGAGCCCGGCAGCGCAGCGUCUACCCCAGCAGCUGCCACAUCGCCCGACGAUGAUGAUGACGACGACGACGACGAUGACGAUGAUGACGACGACCCUGAGGCAGCUGAAAGGCAGCGUGAGCGCGAAGAAAUUUUGGAGCAAAUUCGCGAUUUGGACACUGCGAUUGCGGAUAACAUUGCGCAAAGGGAUGCAACGACAAACAUGCUAUUCAAGAAGAGAGUGCAAAGCAGACUCGACGGCCUUAUUGAGGACAGAAAGGUCAAGUUGGGUCGCCUUGGGAUGUCCGAGGAUGAGUAG
This is a messenger RNA of Didymosphaeria variabile, 1686 nucleotides long. RefSeq lists its product as uncharacterized. The transcript has a single exon. The record is from RefSeq and is a predicted model, not a curated record. Gene Ontology annotation, biological process: transcription initiation at RNA polymerase II promoter; RNA polymerase II preinitiation complex assembly. Gene Ontology annotation, cellular component: transcription factor TFIID complex. Lineage: Eukaryota; Fungi; Ascomycota; Dothideomycetes; Pleosporales; Didymosphaeriaceae. Bases 1 to 1686 code for a protein of 561 amino acids. Gene Ontology annotation, molecular function: RNA polymerase II general transcription initiation factor activity.